AUGCUUUUCCGGAUCGAUGGGAAUAUCGGUUGUGGAAAGUCCGUAGCCCUCAAGUACAUCUCUGGCCAUGUCAAGACCAGAGAGUACCUGACUGCGUGGGCCGAGAGGAGCAGCCCGACAAUGGCAUUGGUGAGCGGGAGGGUUUUUUUGACACGCACCGGAACGACGCUGCAGAGCAGCCGAAGCGGUCUUAUCCGAACCAUUCUCCAUUCGAUUUCCACCGACUGCCCCAGUCUGAUCCCGUUGCUUUUCCCGGAAGAGUGGACACACAGUACUCGCGAUUUGGACAUUGUGUUUGUCGAUAACCGCUUAAACAAGGCCUUCGAGACCUUGAAAACCUCUCCUCUGGUCUACAAGGCCCGCAAGAUCGCCAUCUUCAUUGACGGAUUGGAUGAAAUCAGUGACCAGUACUGCAGACCCCCUCAGCUGGUCGAUGAGUUGAGAAGAUGGACCGUGGGCAACUCUGUCAAGAUAUGUGCAUCCAGCAGAGUGGCCCCCGUCAUUGACAACCGUCUCAGGCAGUUUCCAUCGCUCAAACUCCAUACAGUGAACCGGGGUGGUAUAGCGAGGUUCGCCAGGGACAUACUGGCUGCAGAAAUGGAGUUCCUCGAGGAUGCCCGGGCCCAGGAGACGAUGGAGACACUCGUCCGACAUGUGAUUGACAACUCUAACGGCGCCUUCCUUUGGGUGUCGCUGAUCCUUCGAGACCUCGUGGUUGGUCUCAACAACGCCAACAGUCUGGAGACCCUCUACAACAAGACAACCUCCUUGCCUCGGGACCUUGAUCACUUGUACAACGAUCUCCUUCUCUCGAUGCAUCGAAACGACGAGAACCAAGCUUAUCGAUUUUUGUCUCUCGCCCUGGUUCCCCCUCAGCCAUGCCCCCUCAUCCAGUUUUCGUUCUUGCGCGACUGGGUAGACCGAACUGAUCUUCCAGACCAGGCCCUGCCGCCACUUUCGUCGAACAAGCUCAAACAGUGUCUGGCUAGAGCGCGGCGGCAAGUUGCCGGAGACUGUUUGGGAUUGCUGGAGAUUGUGGACGAUCCAGGCCAGGUGGAGUUGACACUCCAGGCGCGCGUCAGGUUUGCGCAUGACUCUAUUGCCAGCGUUUUGAGGAGCAACCCGCCGGCUGGGGGGCAAUGGAGCAGAGCGUUGGAAAGCCCUUUGAUGCGUUUCGCGCCUUAUGCAACACGUUCAGGAUCCACAUAA
Aspergillus calidoustus is the source of this 1209-nucleotide messenger RNA. NCBI's taxonomy places the organism in Eukaryota, Fungi, Ascomycota, Eurotiomycetes, Eurotiales, Aspergillaceae. The record is from the annotation of a GenBank genome assembly.